AGCCCAGCCCAGUUAUAUCUGAAGUAACAGCGAGAUAAAAGCUUCAAACUCGAUAUCUUUACACAAAGAAAUCUGAAACCCCAAGCUAUUUUUUAAUUUUUUAUUUUGUUUCAAUGCUUAUUCAAUCACUUGUUUUUCGAUGUUUGUCCACAAGAAAAAACCGUCUUGUCAUUGAAUUCCCCAGGAGGUUGCUUUUUGCCUCAUUUCAGUUUGUUUCUUCUUUUACUGCCCAUGUUGCCACAGAAGAGAUAAACCCAUCUUUAAAAGUCCCACUUUUCAAAGAAAAAACAAAGCUUGAAGGAUCUAAAAGGUUAAAGCUUUACUCUAAGAUUCUACAUGAUUGCGCAUCAAAAGGGUCUUUGAGUUCAGCCAAAGCUGUUCAUGGGAAGAUAAUAAAAAAUGGGAUUGACCCUGAUUUGCAUUUAUGGAACUCCUUAGUGAAUGCUUAUGCAAAACGUGGGGUCUUUGGAUAUGCUUGUAAAGUGCUCGAUAGAAUGCCUGAAAGAGAUGUUGUGUCUUGGGCCGCUCUGUUCUCUGGUUUGGUUAAUGAAGGGUAUGGAUAUUAUGUGUUGGAUUUGUAUUGUUCUAUGAAGAAAGAUGGGGUUCUGCCAAAUGGGCAUUGCUUAGUGACCGCUUUGAAAGCUUGUUCUUUGAGUUUGGAUUUGUUUUUUGGUACAUUGUUGCAUGGGGAAGGUGUUAAAGUUGGAGUUUUGUUGGAUGUUUUUGUUGGAUCCUCUCUUGUUGAUCUUUAUGCGAAAUGUGGUCAGAUGGAACUGGCAGAGAGAGUAUUUCUGUUCAUGGAUAAAAAGAAUGUUGUAUCAUGGAAUGCAUUGCUUAAUGGAUAUGCUCUAAAGGGCGAUGCAGGAAAGAUUUUGAAUUUGUUUCAAGGGAUGACGGAAUCUGAAUUGAGGUGUAGUAAGUUUACUUUGUCAAAUGUGCUCAAAAGUUGUACGUACCUGGUAAACUUAACAUGGGGCUUGAUUGCACAUUCUUUGGUGAUUAAGACCGGGUGUGAGCAUGAUGAAUUUGUUGGUUGUUGCCUUCUUGAUAUGUACUCAAAAUGUGGACUGGCUGAGGAUACUCUUAAGGUUUUUAAAAGGAUUCAAGAACCCAACAUAGUAGCCUGGAGUGCAAUGAUUGACUGCCUUGAUGAGCAAGGCCAGAUUCAAGAGGCAGCUGAGUUGUUUUCUCUAAUGAGAUGCAAAGGGGUAAGCCCCAAUCAGCAUACUUUUGCCUCUAUUGCUGGUGUAGCUGCUAAUUUGGGUGAUCGGUUAUAUUGUGAAGGCGUUCAUGCUUGUAUAUUUAAACAUGGAUUUGAAUCUGAAAUCAUUUUGAGCAAUGCACUUAUUGCAAUGUAUAUGAAAAUCAGGUCAGUCCAAAAUGGUUGGCGGGUGUUUAAGGAAAUGAGUUCUUGGAAUUCAGCUUCAUGGAAUUCUCUUCUUUCUGGAUCUCAUAAUGGUAAAACUUGUGAUCGAGGACCAAGUAUCUUUCACAAGAUGCUUGCUGAAGGUUUUAAGCCUGAUAUCUGUACAUUUACUAGCAUUUUAAGAUCUUGUUCCAAUCUUUUAAAUAUAAAAUUUGGACAUCAAGUGCAUGCCCAUAUAAUAAAGAAUGGCCUAAAGGAUAAUAAUUUAGUGGGAACAUCUCUUAUUGACUUGUAUGCCAAAAAUGGAUUCUUGGCGGAUGCAGAGCUACUUUUUACUCAAUUGAUUGAGAGGGAUCUUUUUUCAUGGACUGCAUUAAUUGCUGGUUAUGCUCAAAGUGAUUGUUCAGAGAAGGCUAUCAAGUGCUUCAAUCAUAUGCAGAGGCAAGGUGUCACGCCCAAUAAUUUCACUCUUGCUACCUGUUUGAGUAGUUGCUCCAAUAUGGCGAUGUUGGAAAACGGGCAGCUGCUUCAUUCAAUGGCAAUUAAGGCUGGGAAUUCAGGUGAUAUGUUUGUAUCUUCUUCAAUUGUAGAUAUGUAUGCUAACUGUGGAUGCAUAGAAGAAGCUGAAGCUGCUUUCCAGGGCAUGGUGUCAACGGAUACUGUAUCAUGGAACACGAUGUUAUUUGGAUACCUGCAACAUAGACAAGGAUUGAAGGUUUUAGAAACUUUUAGGAUGAUGUUAGACAAAGGCCUUGAGCCAGAUGAGGUUACGUUCAUAGCAGUUUUAUCUGCCUGUAGUUAUAUGGGCUUUGUAAAUGAAGGGAAAGAGUACUUUGAUUCCCUGACCAAUGUUUUUGGAAUAGUACCCACAAUUAAGCACUGUGCCUGUAUGAUUGAUAUUUUAGGUCGAGCUGGCAAGUUCAAUGAAGUUGAAAGCUUUAUCAAGGACAUGAAGGUUACAUCGAAUCCCUUGAUUUGGGAGACAGUUCUUGGGGCUUGUAGAAUGCAUGGAAAUGACAAACUUGGUGAAAGUGCUGCUGAGAAACUCUUCGAACUUAAUCCUGGUAUAGCCUCCCAUUACAUAUUACUAGCAAAUAUUUUUGCUGCCAAGGGUAGGUGGGAGGAUGUCCGAAGAGUCAGAGCAUUGAUGACCCAUUGUGGUGUUAAGAAAGAACCUGGGUGUAGUUGGGUGAUGGUCAAUGGUCAAGUGCACAUCUUCAGGUCCACUGAUGGUUUUCAUCCAAAACAUGGGGAGAUCUAUAUAAAAUUGAAGGAGCUUGUCGAGAAGUCUAUUUUAGCAGGAUAUGUGCCUAAGACAGAUCAUAUACUCAAUGAUGUCAGUGAUGAUGAAAAAUUAGAACAGCUCUUUCAUCAUAAUGAAAGAUUAGCUCUUGCUUUUGCUCUUAUUAGCAUCAACCCUGUGAAAACAAUUCGGAUAUUCAAAAAUUUGCACAUAUGUGAAGACUGCCAUGAUUUUAUGAAGCUUGUCUCUGGUGUCAUAAAACAGGAGAUAGUUGUUCGUGAUGCAAAUUGUUUCCAUCACUUCAAAAGCGGCAUUUGUUCAUGUCAAGACUAUUGUUGAUUUGUCUCUAGCCAUCUGACAAAAACUUCAUUCUAGCUCAGUAAUUUGUUUGCAGGACUUCAGAGUUUAGACGGAUCUGGAGGUAUCACAUUUUCAAAUGAUGGCUUCUGGUCUAGGUCACAGGCAGCCAAUUCCUGUAAUUGGUCAUCACUAUGAAGGCUAAUGUUGGAUAGAAGUAUAAUUCUCUAAUUAUAGGCUGCUUUGUGAUACAAAUGGUCUGUAAUUUUCUCGAAGGUCUGUCGCAGAGAAGUGAUUAGAUUGACAACUAGAUUUUCAAUGUUUGAUUUUGCAGUGAAUGAUUGUGCAUGGUAUGGGAAUUUUCAGGUUUCUUGUUGUUUCCGUAGAGGUCUUGAUUUCAAUUCCAGGAAACAACCAUAUCUCGGAAAAUUCAUCAUGGCUUUGCAGUUUAACAAGCUGCAAGUCAAAUGAAACUUGAUUGCCCAAAUCAAGAUCACCGGACCAUAAAGUUUGGCUUCACCUUUGCAUUGCAUGUUUGGAGGUUCAUCUGUAGAUGACAACUUCUUGUUUAUUGUUGUCUCCAGAUUCAUUCCUAUGACACAGUUCUUCAUAUUGGAUUUAUCAGUUUUAAUUUGUUGAACUGAAACAGCAGAACAUCAGAACUUCUGCCAUCCGACAUUGUUGCUGCUGCUCACUUGGAUGCUUCAGUCAAGAAGUCUUAAAAUUACUCGAAAUCGAGAAAUUCGGAUAUCAACGAUUGCUUUCAUGAUCACCAACGCUUAAUUUAUCCUUCAAGAACACGGUUUGCUCAGAUUAUACACGAAAGGAACACAAAUGUGGUGUCCGAUAGAGACGCUGAUGAUUUUUUGCCCUUGAUGUAAUUAACUUUGAGUGCUAAGCAAUGUAGGCCAAAUCGUAUACUCUAACACUGAUAUAUAAAAUUAUUUGGUA
This is a messenger RNA of Gossypium raimondii (Peruvian cotton), 3857 nucleotides long. Its product is annotated as pentatricopeptide repeat-containing protein At3g24000, mitochondrial. Lineage: Eukaryota; Viridiplantae; Streptophyta; Magnoliopsida; Malvales; Malvaceae. The record is from RefSeq and is a predicted model, not a curated record. The transcript has 4 exons. Gene Ontology annotation, biological process: RNA modification. Gene Ontology annotation, molecular function: protein binding; zinc ion binding; RNA binding. Bases 114 to 2948 code for a protein of 944 amino acids.